CAGUCGAAUUCUGUUUAGUUAUGUAUCCUGUCCUUUCCGAUAGUCGUGAGCGAACCAUUUUUUGUGAACAGAAUUUGUGGCUAAUUUGCUGAUUUUUAUAAUUUUUACCGGCAGACGGUACGUUUGUAUGUCUGCAGAACUUGCCAGGAAUCGACUCAGCUAGUUUUGCCCACUAUUAAGGGUGAAUUUUGCUGCAAUUGCCGGCGAAAUUUCGGACUUUUACAUCAGACAACUUUGGCAGCAGGAAUGGAGCCGGAUCAAAGCUCCACCAGUAUGGUGAUGCAGAGUCUCACACAAGCAUCUGAGAUGGACAUCUUUGAGAUGGAAGGUCAGUCUAUGGCUGACGAAAGAGACAGGCUAUUGGAAGGCACUACAAGCGAGGCAGGAGAUACUAUAGUGGUCACAGCGGGUGAAGACGAGGUUGCUGUGGUUAUGAUGGGUGAAAGCGCAGAUGCGGACUACCGGCACUCAAUAGAUCAAGCUGGAGAUGUUGUCCCCUUGAUGAGUUAUAGUGACAAUACCAUGAUUGAUUCAACAGAAGCUGGCGAUACCACAGUGGUUCCACCAAGUGAAUCUGUGGAUACCAUGGUUCUGACAAGUGAAGCUGGUGAUACCAUGUUAGUUACAACAAAUGAAGCUGGGGACACCGUACUUGUUCCAACAAGUGGAACUGGAGAUACCAUGGUUUUUGCAACAAGUGCUGCAAUUGACCAAACACUGCUUCAACCCCUGGAUCUCACUCUACCCAUUCCAGGUAAGGAGGUGGAAGAUGGAACUACAGUGGAUGCUGUUGAAGGAGGAAGAGCUGAUGAAGGUCCAGCGGAUAUCAUCAGUGAGACGCAGACUGGACACGACAGUGACAAGGAGCUGACAGAUGGCCAACAAGGGCUCCAUAUCACCAAUGUGGAUGGUCGAGAAAUCAUCUUCAUCUGCACGCAUGGACAAACCUUCCGAUGUAAACCCCAAGCUGGCACUCAGAUCAGUGCCGCUGAGAAGGAACAAGUGAUGGCUAUAACUCCUUGCACUUGUAACAAGUCCAAGAAACCAUCCCAAGGGCAUGUACAGGUAGCCGUUCAGGAAAAUGAUUGGCCACUCCGCACCAGGAACCAAAAGUUCACCUGCAAUAAAUGCGGUGGAAGGUUCACUCAGAAGGCAUCGCUCGACCGUCACAUGACGGCGCAUGAAAGUGACGAGGAGGGAGAGAAAGAUACAACUGAAGCAGAGAUGGAUGAGGCUGAUGCUCAGUCUAAGACAAAUGCAGACCAACCGUCGAGAAAAACUAGGAUGCAGUUGCGGGGAAGUAAUACAAAAGCCCUUAUCAAUGAGUGCAAAGUUUGUGGGAAGGUCUUCUCCAGAUUGAAGGAUUUUGAGAGGCACGAGAAACGACACCAACAGUACAGUAAACAGAAAAAAACUGUUGGGUCAAAGACAAAAGCAGAUGAAGCCAUGUCAAAGAAGGAGUACAAGUGCAGCAUUUGCGGGAUGGUUCUGGAGAAUAAGUACAAAUUGGAACGUCACCGAGAGGAACAUCUGCCGUCUCAUCCGUCUGGAAGCCUGUCCUGCAAAGUCUGCUCCAAACUGUUCGUCCGGCCAUUCAACUUGAAAAGGCAUGAGAAGACACAUGAGGAGAAGCACCAAGCCUCAAAACUGCCGAAAUCGUUUGCAUGCAAGGACUGCCCCAAACUGUUCACCCGCAAGGUUCACCUGCAGCGACAUGAGCAGCUCCACGUCAAAGAGACAGGCAUGGUGUUCAGUUGCACCCUCUGCACCGAGACUUUUGAGGACAAAUUCUCCUACAAGAAUCACAGCAAGACACACACCAUGAAGAAGUACUACCGCGAGAUGACAUGUGAGGUGUGCCAGAAGGUUGUUAAGGGACCCAUCACACUGAAGCGACACAUGCGCACGCACACUAAAGAAAAGCCCUUCCCCUGCCGCAUCGGCUGUGGUUCGUACUUCUCAAGCACAAGUUACCGUAGGAGCCAUGAGCAAUAUCACUGCAGUGCGGGACCCGACCUCCUCUGCCCCUUCUGCGGGAAGGUCUUUGAAAACAAGGCUAGGCUGAUCACACAUGAGACACGAGAACACCGUGAUGGUUUGGAUGAAGAAGGCAGUGCACGCAAGAGGCACACGUACCCGUGCAGGCACUGUGGAAGGGUGUUCCGCUUCAGUGCCGUCCGCUCACGGCAUGAGCGCAUCCACACUAAUGAGAAACCCUACAUGUGCCAGUUUUGCCCGAAAGCCUUUUGCCACGCCAACUCCCUUCUCUGUCAUGAGCGGGUCCACACCAAAGAACGACCCUACAAGUGCACAGUCUGUGGCAAGGCCUUCUCGCAGACCACCCACCUGACCACACACAUGCGUGUCCACACUAAGGAGAAGCCCUACGAGUGCAGAUACUGCAAACAGGCUUUCGCUCACCUGGGUACCCGUAAAAGCCAUGAGAGGACCCACAAAGAGGCCCUGGAGCUCAAAGAUAUCCCUCAAGAAGACCCAAAGAGCCAGCACAUCCUGGUCUCCAGAUUCCAAGGUGUCUCCUACCAGAGCGCAGAGGAAAACCCAGUGAUUCAAGACAGUACGAUGCAGGCCAACAUCUCCACUGGGAAUCCGGAGGGGACGUACCAAGACAUCGCAGAUCCUGGACUGCAAGAAACUGACCACCAGGAGCUCCAGGGAGAUCCUGGAGACAUCCCGGAUUCGGAGAUGCAAGAUGUCACCCACAGGAUUAUUCUCAGUCACCCGGAGCAUGAGGUGCAAGCAGCCGACGUCAUCCUGCAGUUGCUGCAGAGUGGUAACAGGAUGGCUAACUUUGAUGGGUUGGUGCAUAUUGUGCAGUCACAGCAACAGUAGUAUUAACAUUGUAGUCUAGUCCAACACAAGACUAUCACAAGUCAUUCAGUCCAGUGUCAAGGCAAAAAGCUGUUCAAGUAUGUCUUGGCUAAGGCACUCCUGUUUUCGUGGUUUAUCCCUCAUUUAUAAUUAGAAGUGCUGUUAGGCCAAAAAAAAAAAAAAA
Patiria miniata (bat star) is the source of this 3013-nucleotide messenger RNA. Its product is annotated as zinc finger protein 14-like. Lineage: Eukaryota; Metazoa; Echinodermata; Asteroidea; Valvatida; Asterinidae. The transcript is spliced from 3 exons. Gene Ontology annotation, cellular component: nucleus. Gene Ontology annotation, molecular function: RNA polymerase II transcription regulatory region sequence-specific DNA binding; DNA-binding transcription factor activity, RNA polymerase II-specific. Gene Ontology annotation, biological process: regulation of transcription by RNA polymerase II. The coding region runs from base 247 to 2850 and encodes 867 amino acids. The record is from RefSeq and is a predicted model, not a curated record.